AUGGAGAAUUUCUGCAACUGAAAAAACACAGCAGCUAAAGAUAAUUGCAAGCAAGCAAGCAAGCAUGUCCAUCUUCAAAUCAUUCACGACGAGCUCUUCCGCGCUUUGUCCCAGAGAAGCCAAAAUGGCCAUGGCCAAGUCUUCUCCUUACAGAAUCAUUAGUGUUGAGAUAAGUAAUCGGUACCAACACAAAUCCCGCUAGGCUCAUUAUGGUAGGAGACAAGUAAGUCUGGGAUUUUGAAGCUACAUUGAUUUAAGACAUCUCACAUUAUUCAACUGAUUCCUCUGGAGAAUUUUGUCCUUCUUCAAAACGAAGAUCUCGGGGACCUGUUAUGGCAGCAAAAAAGGCAACUCAAGGGGAAAAACAAGGUGAUGGUAAGUACAAGAACACUGUUGAUUUGCCAAAGACAACAUUUGGCAUGAGGGCUAAUUCUCUAGUGAGGGAGCCUCAAAUUCAGAAAUUAUGGGAGGAUCAUCAAGUAUUUAAGAGAGUUGUAGAUAAAAAUAAUGGGGGAAAUUUUGUGCUUCAUGAUGGUCCUCCAUAUGCCAAUGGAGACCUACACAUGGGUCAUGCUCUUAAUAAGAUUUUAAAGGAUAUAAUUAACCGUUACAAGCUUCUUCAAAAUUAUAAAGUUCAUUAUGUGCCAGGUUGGGAUUGCCAUGGCCUGCCAAUUGAGUUGAAAGUUCUGCAGUCAUUGGAUCUAGAUGCCAGAAAGGAUCUAACACCCUCAAAAUUAAGAGCAAAGGCUGCUAAAUUUGCCAAAGCAACUGUCAAAACUCAGAUGUCAUCAUUUAAGCGCUAUGGAGUUUGGGCCGAUUGGAAUAAUCCUUAUCUAUCACUAGAUCCAGAAUAUGAAGCUGCACAGGUUGAAGUGUUUGCCCAGAUGUUGCUUCAAGGAUAUAUUUACAGGGGCAGAAAACCAGUUCAUUGGAGUCCUUCAACACGUACUGCACUUGCAGAGGCCGAAUUAGAGUAUCCUGAAGGUCAUGUUUCAAAAAGCAUAUAUGCUGUUUUCAAACUAGUCAGUGCAGCUCAAGGAACACAUGAUUUAUUGGAAGAGUUCGUUCCAAAUUUAUUCUUGCCAGUGUGGACAACAACUCCCUGGACAAUUCCAGCCAAUGCCGUGAAUGCCAAGCUUGAGUAUGGUGUAUUUCAAGUGAAACCUGAGUAUGAUGUUGGUUAUGCACGUACCAAGUGGAGAGCUGUUUUGGAGAAACCAGAGAAUCUUUUCCUUACACUAGCAACUGACCUUGCUCCUGAUUUAGAACAAGUAUGGGGGGUUAAGCUUGUCAUCAAGAAAAAGCUAUCGGGUUCUGAUCUUGAAAAUUGCAGGUACAUUCAUCCAAUUGAUAACAGGGAAUGCCCAGUUGUCAUUGGAGGAGACUACAUAACAACAGAAAGAGGAACUGGACUGGUGCAUACAGCUCCUGGUCAUGGUCAGGAGGACUAUCUAACUGGCCUAAAGUAUGGAUUGCCCUUACGGUCUCCUGUAGAUGAUGAUGGAAAAUUUACAGAAGAAGCUGGGCAGUUUAGUGGGCUUGAUGUACUUGGGGAUGGAAAUAAUGCUGUCAUGAAAUACUUGGAUGAAAAAGCGGUUCUUAUUAAGGAGGAACCCUAUGCGCACAAGUAUCCGUAUGAUUGGCGAACAAAGAAGCCUACGAUUUUUAGGGCAACUGAACAAUGGUUUGCAUCAGUUGAAGGCCUCCGCCAGGCCGCUGUGGAUGCAAUUGGCCAUGUAAAAUGGAUUCCUCCUCAGGCAGAAAACAGAAUUUCUGCUAUGACCACAGGUCGCUCUGACUGGUGCAUAUCAAGGCAAAGAACAUGGGGAGUCCCAAUUCCUGUCUUUUAUCAUGUCCAAUCAAAGGAACCUCUUGUGAAUAAAGAGACUGUAGAUCAUGUCAAGUCUAUUAUAGCCCAGAAAGGUAGCGAUGCAUGGUGGUACAUGACAGAGGAGGAACUACUGCCUGAGAAGUAUCGUGAUACGGCCUCAGAGUAUGAAAAGGGGACUGAUACAAUGGAUGUCUGGUUUGACUCAGGCUCAUCUUGGGCUGCUGUCCUGGGAAAAAGAGACAGGCUUACUUUUCCUGCAGAUAUAUAUCUUGAGGGUUCAGAUCAGCAUCGUGGCUGGUUCCAGAGUUCCUUGUUAACUAGUAUUGCUGUAAAAGGACAGGCACCAUAUUCCAGUGUUAUUACACAUGGAUUUGUAUUGGAUGAGAGAGGUUAUAAGAUGAGCAAAUCUUUGGGAAAUGUUGUAGAUCCUCGUUCUGUAAUUGAGGGAGGGGAAGAUCCAAAAGAAGCACCAGGCUAUGGAGCUGAUGUCCUGCGGCUCUGGGUAUCCAGUGUAGACUAUACAACUGAUGUGCUCAUUGGCCCCCAAAUACUCCGUCAAAUGGCUGACAUGUACCGUAAGCUAAGAGGGACAUUGAGAUACCUCUUGGGGAAUCUUCAUGACUGGAAAGCUGAAAAUGCUGUCUCAUAUCACAAUCUUCCCAUGAUUGACCAGCAUGCACUAUUUCAACUUGAAAAUGUUGUAAAGGAUAUCAGAGAGAGUUAUGAAAACUAUCACUUUUUCAAAAUAUACCAGAUCAUUCAGCGCUUUGUCAUUGUUGAUCUAUCCAAUUUCUAUUUUGAUAUUGCCAAGGAUCGUCUAUACGUGGGGGGCACGGCUAAUUUUACAAGGAGAAGUUGUCAAACGGUCCUUGCUGCGCAUCUUCUUUCCAUUGUGAGGGUAAUUGCUCCAAUACUGCCUCAUUUGGCAGAGGAUGUGUGGCAGAAUCUUCCUUUUCAGUAUACUAUGGAAGAUGGUUCCAUUGCUGAAUUUGUUUUCGAGUCAAAAUGGCCAGCCUUGAAUGAGAAAUGGCUUUCAUUUCCUACUGAAGAAAUUGAUCUCUGGGGAAAAAUUCGGGAGCUUAGAAAUGAGGUAAAUAAGGUUUUGGAGGCUGCUCGCACCAUAAAGUUGAUUGGUUCCAGUCUAGAUGCUAAGGUUUAUUUAUAUACACCUGAUGCCGAACUGUCUUCUAAAUUACUUGAAAGGAAUGCAGCAAAGAACGAAGAAGACAAAUUGCACCGCAUAUUCAUAACAUCUCAGGCAGAGGUACUCCAGUCUUUGGAGGAUGAAUUUGUCAAAAACAUUCCAUAUAAGGGAGAGUAUCUUGUUGAGGGGAAAUACAAAUUCUGGAUUGGUGUCUCCCGAGCCGACGGCUCAAAAUGUGAGAGAUGUUGGAACUACUCACCCAAAGUUGGUUCCUUUGCAGAGCACCCCACACUUUGCAGCCGCUGUUAUGAUGUGGUCGCUGUUGAAUCUGUACCCGCAGCAGCAGCUGUCAGCUGAAACCUGAAACAGGAGGGAACUAUAACUUCAAAAUUCAAGUUACUAUGAGAGACCUUUGACCGGAUUCGACCAAUACCCUUUUGUCUUUUGUUACCAUCAACGAAUUGGAUGGAAUUGUUUAAUUUGAUUUCGCGGUUUAGUUGUUCUAUGAACAACCCCACAUUACAUAAUGCAUCAAGAUCAUGUGUGGUUGAACGGAGUUCUUUUUACUCCUUUAACUCAAAAUUCUUUGAUGCUUUCAUUAUUAUUUUUAUUAAAAUAAAUAAAUAAGAGUCACUUAU
Rubroshorea leprosula is the source of this 3613-nucleotide messenger RNA. The record is from the annotation of a GenBank genome assembly. NCBI's taxonomy places the organism in Eukaryota, Viridiplantae, Streptophyta, Magnoliopsida, Malvales, Dipterocarpaceae.